AUGUGCACACGUAAGCACGCAGCUGCCACACUAACAGCCUUAAGGGCUGGGUCAGACACGCCAAAAGAAGUCCCUGAGCCCCACUAUCCUCAGGGAACCUCUCACUUGGUGCAAGACACUGACAAAAACAGCAGUAACUCCUGCUGGCACAGGGGGCCGUUUGUGGCCCCAAGCAAUGUGGAAAAAUUGUCCACAUCGUCUCGUGUCACCCGCAUGACAUCCGGCUUGCAACAUUGCAGCAAGCCGGUUCACUCCCAAGUCUAUUUGACUGGGAGUUACACAAAACCAUCAAACGAUCACUCCCACUGGCACAGGGAGCUGUUUCUGAUCGCAAAAAAUGUGGAAAAAUCUUUCACAUGUCCAGCAUCGUCUCGCAUUAAACGCGAGACGUCCAGAUUGAAAUAUAGCAGCAAUCUGGUUCACUCCCCAGUCGAUGCGACUGGAAGUUGUCAUAAACAACCAAAUGACCACUCCUGCUGGCGCAGGGAGCCGUUUGGAGUUCCAAAAAAUGUGGAAAAACCGUCCACAUCUACGGAAUCGUCUCGCGUCAGCCACGAGACGUCCAGCUUGCGAUAUAGCAGCAAGCCGGUUCACUCCCCAGUCUAUGCAAUGGGUAGUUGUGCAAAUCGAUCAAACUACAACUCCUGCCAGCACAGGGAGCCAUUUGUGAUCGCAAAAAAUGUGAAAAAAACUUCCACAUUGUCUACAUCGUCUCACAUUAACUGUGAGACAUCCAGCCCGCAAAAUCGCAGCAUGCUGGUUCACUCCCCAGUCUAUGUGACUGGGAAUCGUGCAAAACAAUCGAACAACAACUCCUGCUUGCACAGGGAGCCAUCUUUGAUUGCAAAAAAUGUGGAAAAAACCUCCACAUCGUCGUUACCGUCUUGCAACUAUAGUGAGACAUCCAGCUCGCCGCCUAGGCGUGAGCCGGAUCAAACCCCAGUCUAUAAGACUGGGAAUCAUCAAAAACCCUCAUGGGACGACCCCCGCUUGUGCAGGGAGCCAGUCCUGAGUGGAGGAAAUGUGGAAAAAACUUCCACACCACCGACACCAUCUCACAACCACUGUGAGACACUCAGCGCUCUGUCUGAGAACGAGUGCACACACUCCAACAUGGAUACAAAGGCCAUGUCAUCCAGAUUGACACAGACUCACAGGUUGAGCUCACUUCCGGACUGUCCUCAGAUGGCCUCGGACCCAGCGUGGACACAGCAAAGGGACCAGGUGCAGGAGGAUGGGGAAGCUCCCCGAAGUCGAUUGUCUGAGAAACUUCUGGACUUUUUCCAGGUCCCAUCCGAAUGGAGGACAGGAAGUGAUGAAGAACUCCUUCUCAGGCUAAAGGCCCGAGAAAUAAUAGGAGAAAAGGUCAAGGGCAGAUGCUCAGAGAGCACAGAGGCUCAGGGGAAGCCACUGCUGCCAAGGCCGAACCCGAAACUUUUGCCAAAAAAAGCGAAGUCACCAACUUCAGAUGAGGUCACCGAAGUCUGUAGGAGUGCAAUGUGGCAGAAGAAGGAGCCUAGUAAGGAGAACCCACAAAUGAACGGGCAACCAUCAACACCAGGCCCCAUCUUAGGCGAUAAAUGGCCCUCCUCGGUCACUUCACCCAGGCAAGUAACCUUCCGAAAAACCCCUCCAGUAAUGCUGGAGAGAACCAAACAAACCCUCGUGAAAACUUCACAAGGAAAACUUCCAGCAAAACAUUGCUGGAGGAUAACGGGCACCUCGAAAGAUGACAGGGUGAAGUGGGACUGGUCAAAUAACGGUCCUACUCAACUCCCUGACAUGAAGUGGUCAGGCGAAAACGAUACAGAAAUUUUCUGGCAGUGGUACACCACACUGCUAGGAUUCCUCACAUCACGAGGAUAUAGAGGUGCACACUAUGAUGAAAUCCAUCUGGAUUGUCUCAUUGGUGGAUUGGCAGAGCCUGCACUCUCACACGGACUAAAAUUCCGUGAAGAAGCCCUCCUUAGAGAUAAAGGGGGGAAAUUUCUUGAAGUCCUUGAUACGCUAAUGAGGACAUAUAUCAAGGAGCCCACCACAUUGAAGGUGACGGAAAAAUACUGCAAUGUAAAGUACAAUGCAGGAAAAGAACCCAGACAGUCCUACCCAGAACCAUCGCUUAAUGCUUGGUUUCUGGAAAACAUCCUCCCUGAAUGCAAGGAGGAAAUAAUCAGAAUGGGAUUCUCCUCUUUUGAGGAGAUGUUCAGAACAACAUCUCGCAUGGACGAGAUGAAAAACAGGCUGAGGAUAGCUCCAGCCUACAGGCCAGAAUGCUAUGCCAGACCUGAAACCACCGCAACCACAAAUUGCGAAAAGCCCAACCAGGUGGGAAAGGAGAAACACGCAGAGGCAAGAGCCAAUGUGCAAGACCCUAAACCCAAAUGGAAAGGCGAAUCCUCCCUGAAGCAGUCAGGGAACACCGACCAAAGGCCGGUACAAGUAUGCAAUAAUCGCGGAAUACCAGAGCGGGCAAAGAGCCACCCUGAGCACCAGUUAGUAGGAGACAGAAACCCAAGGCACAGGAUUGCCAGGGAAGUCGACUACAAAACAGAAGGUGAAGUUGGAGACGACUCUGAUGAAGAAGAACCGGAGAAUAUCUCUGGUGAUUUCGAAGUGGAGGACACCUCCAAUGACUUUGAACCAGAGGACCCAAACAAGGGACCUCACUACUUGCCCAAAAGAAAGGGCGAGGACAUCAGUACCAAAAAAAGAACUACCAACUCUUUGGUGACGACACUAAAGAGGGAUUCCCCUGAGGAAAGUCACUCAGAAGACAACACCCCCGAGGAAAAAACCUCGGAGGGAGACCCACUGAAGGAGGACCCUUCGGAAGAAACCACCCCGGAGUCUCCAGAAGAAGACGAGCUCUGGGUGGAGUUUAUACUCGGCUGGCUAGCGGCCACAAUCCACCCUCUCCCCAGUAGAAAUACUGGGCUGCAUCACACACAAUUGGCCGACAAGGCCAAUCAGCCCUCCUCGUACUUGAAGGAGGACCAAGAAUUGGCAGAUAAGAUCAAGUAG
Messenger RNA from Cantharellus anzutake, 3021 nucleotides. RefSeq lists its product as uncharacterized. The record is from RefSeq and is a predicted model, not a curated record. The transcript is spliced from 3 exons. The coding region runs from base 1 to 3021 and encodes 1006 amino acids. NCBI's taxonomy places the organism in Eukaryota, Fungi, Basidiomycota, Agaricomycetes, Cantharellales, Hydnaceae.